Molecule: messenger RNA, 321 nt
Organism: Serpula lacrymans var. lacrymans S7.9
Lineage: Eukaryota; Fungi; Basidiomycota; Agaricomycetes; Boletales; Serpulaceae
Exons: 3
Coding region: 1-321 (106 amino acids)
Source: RefSeq, a predicted model, not a curated record
AUGAAGGCACAACCCGAACCUAUGAGCGUGACAUUGGCACAUUUCGACAGGUCCCUGCCCUACUUAUGCCGUACGCACACCAAAAAAAAACUGGAGCUAGUAGAUGGAAUCUGCUACCGAAAUGCGAUCAGCCCUGAGAUGUCCGAGUACACAUGGCAUUAUGAUGCGGCCGAUUUGUCUGAAGGCCCUGAUCAUUAUGAUCGCUCCGGCCAAGGUGAUAGGCCUUACCAGAACGGUCUUGCCGUUCGAGCUGAGGAUUCCGAUGGUGCUAUAUUGGUACCAGUAACAGUAGUCAUAUCUGAACAGACAGAACAUGCCUGA